AUGCGGAGGGCAUCGAUCUAUAACUUUCAGCUAUGUUGGGCAGUUCAAUCUGUCGUAGCAGUAGCUCGUUACAGUCAUAAUGACGAAAUAGAAGGCCAAAUGAGCAGGUUCGGGCUUGAAGCCGGCCUGAGGCCCGACAACGCCUGGUUUCUGCUCAUCCUUAUGUUGUCUUUCCCGUAUAGCUUUAUCGGUUCUGUCAUCUCAGAUGGCUCCCCAACACAUCGAAACUGUGGCCUAGCAGCAGCUAUCGACAGUUUUCUGUUAGCAUGUUUACUGUUCGUCAUUGGAUCCCUUUGGGUUUCUCGUUCAAGAAGACCUCCUACAGAAAACGGAUGCUUCCAACUCCAUGCACCAGCAAUUGAGAAGGUAUUGCUUGAAUACAAAACUCUCACAGCCACUAGAUACACAUACAAUGAGAUAACUAAAAUGACAAAGAAAAUCAAGUAUAAACUCGGGCAGGGUGGCUAUGGGACUGUCUUUCAAGGAUGGUUAUCCAAUGGCACACCGGUGGCCGUAAAGCAAAUGGAAAAAUCAUAUAAUGAUGGGGAAGAAUUUUGGAAUGAAUUUGCUACCAUUGGUAUGAUUCACCAUGUCAAUGUCGUUCGACUUCUUGGCUUCUGCAUUGAAGGGUCGAGAAGGGCACUUGUGUAUGAAUUCAAGGCGAAUGGUUCACUUGAGAAGAUUACUAACUCCAUAAUUGCAGGUCGUUGCAUGUUUAGGCCAAAAAGGUUAUAUGACAUAGGACUAGGCAUUGCCAAGGGAAUUGAAUAUCUACACCAAGGUUGUCAUCUAAGAAUCAUCCACUUUGACAUCAAGCCACAUAACAUUCUUCUAGGCCAAGACUUUAUACCAAAGAUCUCUGAUUUUGGCCUAGCAAGAUCAUAUUGCAAGGGGCAGAGCAUUGUAACUAUUACAGAAGGCAAAGGCACAAUCAGUUACAUUGCACCUGAGCUAUUCUAUGGCAAUUCCAAGCAUGUCUCACAUAAAUCCGAUGUUUAUAGCUUUGGAAUGCUACUGAUAGCUGUGCUUGGGAUGAAGGAAAAAGCCAGCCCACUGAUGGUUAUUCUAGUGAAGCAUAUUUUCUUCAGUGGAUUCAUGACACACUUUUAG
Molecule: messenger RNA, 1110 nt
Organism: Nymphaea colorata (pocket water lily)
Lineage: Eukaryota; Viridiplantae; Streptophyta; Magnoliopsida; Nymphaeales; Nymphaeaceae
Product: rust resistance kinase Lr10-like
Exons: 2
Coding region: 1-1110 (369 amino acids)
Biological process (GO): protein phosphorylation
Molecular function (GO): ATP binding; protein kinase activity
Source: RefSeq, a predicted model, not a curated record